AUGUCAUUUCGCAAACGCAACGUCAUAGUCAGCUCCUCUUCCUCAAACUCUAGCCCACCAGCCCUCAGACAACAAGAACAGACACCGCCCCUCGGGGUCAGACCCUCUCCUCUAGAUGGGAGACUUACCACAUCAACGGGCACUCAGUCCCUGGACCAACUGCUGGCAGGACACAACGGGUUUCCCCUGGGUACAUCACUGCUCAUCCAAGAGGCUGGCACAACAGACUUUGGCGGUACCCUGCUUCGUUACUUUGCUGGCGAGGGACUCGUUCAGGGUCACAAUGUCCAUCUUCUCGGCUAUGGCGACGUCUGGCGCAGGGAGCUUCCUGGUAUGGGCAGUGGGGACAAGAAGUCGUCUUCAAGUCGGAGGGAAUCUUUACCGGCUGCCGAUGACAAGAUGAAGAUUGCCUGGAGAUAUGAGACGUUGGGCAACGCAUAUUCGAGGAACAAUACAUCUGUCGAGCCCAAAGCAUGUGGUAAAGAGGGGGCCAUCUUCUGUCACUCCUUUGACUUGACUAAACGACUAGAAAACUCGCAUAUAAAGGGCAAGCUCUUUACCUCUCCCAUGGCCGACUCACUGUCCUCGCAGCCAGACCAGGCCAUCUUUUUCAAAAAGUUUCUGUCCGACGUCGCAGCCCGCAUCAAGAACAGCCCGACAAGCUCUGUGCACCGCAUCGUCGUACCCAGUCUCCUCUCCCCUACGCUAUACAGCUCGGGCUCCUGCCGCCCCUACCACAUACUUCAGUUCCUUCAUGGCCUGCGCGCCCUGCUACGUCGCUACCCGGGCCAAAUCGUCGCCAUGGCCACCCUCCCCAUCUCACUGUUCCCGCGGUCGGCGGGCCUCACGCGCUGGAUGGAGCUUCUCUUUGACGGCUGCCUAGAGCUCAUCCCCCUGCAGCAACAGAGCCAGAUAGCCCUCGAGCCAGGAAAGGAGGACAAGUCGCAGGGUCUACUUAGGGUUCACAGCCUACCCGUUUUCCAUGAGAAGGGCGGCGGGCUCGAAGGAUCGUGGUCGAGAAAGGAUCUGUCCUUUAAGCUAAGUGCUUCCAGUGGGCUGGUCAUUACACCUUACAGCUUGCCUCCUGUGGGAGAAGAGGAGGAAGCUGCCAAGGCGGCGGCAAAGUCCAAUGACUCUAAGAAGGAAUCUUUGGAUUUCUAG
Geosmithia morbida is the source of this 1161-nucleotide messenger RNA. RefSeq names its product elongator complex protein 4. The transcript has 2 exons. Gene Ontology annotation, biological process: tRNA wobble uridine modification. NCBI's taxonomy places the organism in Eukaryota, Fungi, Ascomycota, Sordariomycetes, Hypocreales, Bionectriaceae. The coding region runs from base 1 to 1161 and encodes 386 amino acids. The record is from RefSeq and is a predicted model, not a curated record. Gene Ontology annotation, cellular component: elongator holoenzyme complex; transcription elongation factor complex; cytoplasm.